CAGAAACAAAAAAAAAAUAUAUAAUAAUAACAAUAAUAAAUAUAAUUAAAUUUUAUGAAUGCUCGGUGCGGUGCAGUGUAGCGCUCAUACAUAGCCAUAGCCCAACUUAAUUUGACUUAAUGUAACGUACAUUUGUCUUUAUAAAUUUGUGUAUUUAUGUGCGAGUGUCAGUGUAUUAGUAAACAAUUUUCCACUGCGUCUGUAUGUGGCCAAAGUGAAACGUACGUUUUUUUUUUUUUGGAAACACUGUUGAAAUAAAUAAUAAACAUUAAUUAAUACAACAACAACAACAACACCAACCACAACAAGCACAACAACAAAGCGCAAUAAUAGCGAUAAAAACUUUUGCCAUUAAUUUGAAGCGAAAGAUAAAAAACAAAUACAUAAAAUUAUAUAUAUUUAUAUACUAAAAUAAAUUAAAAUAAUAAAUAAAAUCGGAGCGAAGUUGCUGAUUUACUUUUUUAUGUUGCCAACAGUCUCAGAACAAGAAGAAAUGUUGUUGCACACAGCGGCCCACAGUCGUUAAAAUGAUUUAAAAACCAAAAAAUUGCUGACUGAAAAAAAAAUUUAAUUCAAUUUAAUACAAAUAAACAUAAAAUAUAAAAAAUAAUUAAUAAUGGAUAUGACAAAGGAUAAUAUUGAUUAUGUGCAUCAAGCGGACAGCUUGAAUGCCAUUCUACCAAAAGUAUCGCCAGUAAUUGCAACAACAACAGCCACAAAUGACAUAAGCGAAGUAACCUUUAAGGCAAACACAGCCACAGUCACACCCACAGUAAGUCCAGUUAGCGCUGCAGCCACUUUAAGUCCACUGUUGCCCAGUACUGGCGGCAACGCAGCUACUACAAGUGCCGCACUGGAGACAAAUACCGCUCCAGUGCGUCCAAAAUCUCUAACGCCAGAUUUAAUGAAAACAUUUGGCAACAUUACCACAGCAGGUGAUCUAACACCACCACCACGCCCAUUGACAUCUAGCGAAGUGGUAGGAUUGACUGCCUCACUUGACGAUCCUGAUAUGCGCGUUGAUACGCCUGUGCCAAAGUCGCGUUCAUUGCCCGCUUCACCCAAUCACUUGACUUCGCUGCCACAUAUGGCGGCACUUUUUGAAUUUGGACGUGAUUAUGGUGUGCCUGCAACACAUGCAGCAUCACUGAAGUUACCCAAACCCACACGUGAAGCACUGCACACAGAGAAAUCACCCAGCAAACCGAAAACGGUGCCCAGUUCCAAUCAACAGUUCUGUUUACGCUGGAACAACUAUCAAACUAAUUUAACAAAUGUUUUUGAUGAACUGCUACAGAACGAAUCCUUCGUGGAUGUCACACUAGCGUGCGAAGGCCAAUCCAUUAAAGCACACAAAAUGGUCUUAUCUGCCUGCUCACCCUAUUUUCAAGCGCUAUUCUACGAUAAUCCUUGUCAACAUCCCAUCAUCAUAAUGCGCGAUGUACGUUGGCCUGAGCUGAAGGCACUCAUGGAAUUCAUGUAUAAGGGCGAGAUAAAUGUGCGACAAGAUCAAAUAAAUCCGCUCCUUAAAGUUGCCGAAAUGUUGAAAAUACGUGGCCUAGCCGAGGUAAGCUCCGGCGCACACGGCGUUGCUGCACAUCCCAUGUUACCCGAACAGCGCAUGACUGUAUACGACGAUGAAGAGGAUGACGAUGACAUAAACGAUGCCAGACAUUUGCUAACUAACGAUGAUGAUGACGAUGACGAUGAGGAAGCUUGCCAUAAACCAAAACGUGCACGCAUACUCGAUGCUGCUUUGGAAAAAUUACGCGCACCCACAGCUUUGGAGUUGAACUUGAGUGCACAUCAUCAACGCAAGCGUUCACGUGAUGGUGCUCUAUUGGAUGAUAGCAUUUUGCGUCGUAGUCGCUCACAUACGCCACUACCAAGACCAACAGAGAAGCAACACAAUGCUGCAGCUGCUGAAAAUGCUCCAGCUAAUGAUGCCGCAUCCAAUACACAACCCAUUGCCAUGACAACUUCCACAAUUGUACGCAAUCCAUUUGCUUCACCAAAUCCAACUACUGCAUCCAAUAAUAGCGUCACUACAAACACAUCAUCUACUUCCUCUUCUACCACUAGUUCUGGCACUUCUUCCUCAUCGGCUACUUCAGCUAGUUCAGCAUAUCGUCCAACGGUUGGUUGCUCAUCUCCACUACCGUCGGCACAUGGCAACAGUGCACAGCGAUCCUCACCAAAUGAUAAUGGUACUCCAAACAGUGCCAAUACACAUUCCCAUCCUGCAGCGGCAGCAGCUGCUGCUGCGGCUGCUUUGGCAAGCUCACAUCAUCCACAUCACUCACAUCAUCAUCUGCAUCAUCCGGCCGCAGCUGCCGCUCAACAACUGGCACAACAACAACUUCAUGCCGCGGCACACUCGCACGCAGCCAUGUCGGCUGCUUUGGGUGCCUCGUUGGCUGCGGCUGCCGCUGGCAGUAGCGGUGGAGGCGGUUCAGGCGCUGGCGCUGGUGCCCAUCAUGAGGAAUUGGAAAUCAAACCAGAAAUCGCUGAAAUGAUACGUGAAGAAGAAAGGUUCUAA
Molecule: messenger RNA, 2539 nt
Organism: Teleopsis dalmanni
Lineage: Eukaryota; Metazoa; Arthropoda; Insecta; Diptera; Diopsidae
Product: protein bric-a-brac 2-like
Exons: 2
Coding region: 617-2539 (640 amino acids)
Biological process (GO): regulation of transcription by RNA polymerase II
Cellular component (GO): nucleus
Molecular function (GO): protein binding
Source: RefSeq, a predicted model, not a curated record